Molecule: messenger RNA, 2142 nt
Organism: Morchella sextelata
Lineage: Eukaryota; Fungi; Ascomycota; Pezizomycetes; Pezizales; Morchellaceae
Exons: 3
Coding region: 1-2142 (713 amino acids)
Source: RefSeq, a predicted model, not a curated record
AUGGCGAACAAAACGUCUCGUUUCAUUCAAUGGUAUUACGGCAAUCCGGUCAACGCACACAGUCUCAGCGAUGUCCGAUAUUUCGGUAUCGAUGCUUACUCGACCCCUCAAAAUACCUGUGAAGAUAGCAUUACUUUUCAGAGCAUUAAGCGUAAGCGCGCUUCACGAGAACUCACUAUUGCAAAAUGUUUGAGAGAUGCAUGCCGCACCAAGGCGCCCUCGGCCUUGCGCUCACAGAGAACAUCCUCCCAGGAUUCUUUACCGAAAUGGCUCCCUACUUGGGUAAUCCUGCUUUGCAAAACAUUUGAUAAGGACUCUUUUCCACUUGGAGACCAGGACGAUGAUAAUGAGUCGCCGCGUCGUAAACGCGUGAAGAUCGAUUAUACCGUUAAUACAUCUCAUUGGAGGUUUGUCGUCAACUGGGAAGGUAUCCAUGGAUAUAAAGCUUUCUACAAUCCGGCAACGUUAAUGAAGACUUUGAAGGGCAUCCUUAACGUCAAAAGUAACAGCGUCAAGAGAUAUUGUAAAGACUCCAAAGACAAAUAUAGUCUUAUCAGGGACACUGAUGACUUGAAUAAUGAUCAAAUGGAUAUAUUGUCUCAUGGAAAUUCCGCCAAUAAAAGAUUACAUGAACUAAUUGCGAGUGGUGACAUUGGCCAACGCACCAGUACAAACAUUAUGUUCUCCGAUCAUAAAGACACAUCCUCUAAUAAGAUACAUGCCGGACACGUCGAUCAGACUGAUAAUAAAACCUUCCCGUGGUCCCUCUCACCGCGUCAUGCACACCUGCUGUUCGAAGAUAUUUCGACGUUCAACCAAAACAUGGCUCCCAAUGAAAACAACAUGCGGGGUUCCGAGGAUAUUCCCUUGGAUGUUUUGGAUCAGGACCUAUCCGACCCUCCUAGCCAACCUAAGAGUUCUCCAGAACUGAGCUCUGUCAAUUCUCCAGAACUGAGCGCUGUCACGUCUCCAGAACUGAGCACUGUCAGUUCUCCAGAACUGAGCUCUAUCAGUUCUGGAGAACUGAGCUCUUUCAGUUCAGAAGCCGUCUAUAGUGAUAGCGAAGAUGGUUUUAAUACGUAUAAUCCUAGGGGCAUCCGGGAUUGGACACGUGAAAUGAGUAUCCCGCGUGAAGAUAGUGAUGAGGAAGACGACGCGAAUGGGAGCCUUCCUGGGCGCCUUGAGCCUUCCAUCGACUCAGAAGAGGAGGAGCAUGAAUUUAUGAGCGUCCGAGAAGGGAAAAGACCUGCGCGUACCACCAAUCCCAUCGUGCCUAAUAGACAAGGAGAUUCUGGUAGUAAGGCAGUUGGUAGCCGUGAGUCGUCUCCUAGGAAUUCCGAUGAGGGGUCCGGAUCCGCAGAUAGUAUCUACAGAUUCGCAACUAGUCACAUGGAUUACCGUAACUCGGAACGUCUGGACUACGUCUACAUCUACUGCCGAGAUCCUCCGAGCUUUCUCGAUUUCGUCCACUUGCUCUAUGUAAAACAUAGGGUAGACGGGUUUAAAAGGAUCUACAGAGUCAAAGUGAUUUUAAAGGGGGAUUUUAUCAACUUUCGCGUCGGGAGGAUUAGUUGUCAAUAUGAAUGGGAAAAGGUCCUGAAGAUUAUGGACGAGGAAAAUCUGCAGGCCGAGGUGCUAUACCGUACAAGGGAGGAAGAGAGUGAGAUUAUGACAGAUGCCGUGCCCGAAGCCGUCGUUCCCGAAGGCGCCAUAUCCGAAGCCGUCAUACCCGAAGUCACCAUGCCCGAAGUCCCCAUGCCCAAAGUCGAGCAGGCCGACAGAAGUCAAUUCUUACUUACAAUGGAAAAGUUUCUUGAGGACACUGUCAAGGAGAUUGGCACGACCAAGGAGACUAUUAGGAUCAAAGAAACCGCAGAUUCCAUCGAUCAAGGUCUCAAAAUGGUCAAAAAGCUCUUCCAAAAUACUAUCAAAGUGAUCGUCAGACAGGUGGGUGAGCAGGGCUUUAGCCAAGCUAUCGACCAAAAUCAUGACCAGGAUAUUCAGCAAGGUUCUAGGCGGAAUCUCAAGAGGAAUGCGGACCAGAUUGACGAGGAAGAUGUCAAGGAAGACGUCAAGGAAGAUUUCGAGCAAGACGAGGAGGAAAAAUCAAACAUUGACCGCAUGGAGGUUGAUGAUAUUUGA